CCCGGCGGCCUUUGCGCGAGCAAGAUGGUGGCCCCCGUGCGGCGGGGCUUGGCCUGCUUGUCCAGGGCUCUGGGCUGUUGGUCGCGGCAGCCAGCCCUGGGGACUCAGCCCGUAACUGUAGUUCCAGUGAGAACGAAAAAGCGUUUUACACCUCCCAUUUAUAAACCUAACUACAAAUCACAGAAAGAGUUUUUGGAACAUGCCCGGAAAGCAGGAUUGGUCAUUCCUCCGGAACGAUUGGAGCGACCCAUAACCGUGGCCUGUACAGGUGGUAUUUUUGAUGCCUAUGUUCCUCCUGAGGGUGAUUUACGCAUGUCCUCGUUUUCAAAGGAAGGACUGAAACAGAAAGCUGAACAAUUGAAGAAGAAUGUGGCAUCGCAGUUGUCAAUCCGGAAAAUUAGGGAACAUGAUGGGAAUUUUGUAAUAAAGGACUUCCCUGAAAAAGCUCAGCACAUCUUCACUGAGGCUCAUCUUUGCCUAAACAAUUCAGACCAUGAUCGACUCCAUACCUUGGUCACUGAACACUGUUUUCCGGAUAUGGUCUGUGACCUCCAAUACAAGACCGUGCGCUGGAGCUUCGUGGAGUCUUUAAACCCACCCCGGGUGGUUCAAGUGCGCUGUUCAAGCAUGGUGAACCAAACCAAUAUGUAUGGCCAGAUCACUGUGCGCCUGCACACCCGGCAGACUCUGGCCAUCUAUGACAGGUUUGGGCGACUGAUGUAUGGACAGGAAGAUGUGCCCAAGGACGUCCUCGAGUAUGUUGUGUUUGAGAAGCACCUGAUGAACCCCUACGGGAACUGGAGAAUGCAUGCCAAGAUUGUUCCCCCGUGGGCACCCCCUAAGCAGCCCAUCCUUAAGACGGUGAUGAUCCCUGCAAAGGAAGAGCCACAAGUGGAGGUCCAUAAACCUCAGCCAGCCUGAUGGCAACAAGGAUCCUGGAAUGCAGCGUGGGGGAGGGGGGGGGCCCAGGAUGGCUUGGAAGCUGUCUUCUUGGGGCUGUGACGUCAUCAGCCUUUGCCAUGCAAUAGAAAGAACUGCCUUUAUUCUGCCCUGUCCGGCUUGGGUUUGUUUUUGUUUUUCAAUCAUUUUAUUGGGGCAGCUUGGUUUUGUUUUUUGGGCCAUGUUAUCCUCUACCACCAUGGUCCAUGGCUGGGCUCACGUGGCCUGGUCGGCGCAGCCAUGGACCUCCAGCUCUCAUCGUCGUCUGCUUGUGUGCCUGACUGCCAAGUCCAGACACAAAUGGUUUGUUCUGGGGAACAUCUGAACCUGAGCAAGCAUCUGAGACUGUCUAGAAUGAAGUGGGAGGGUGCCUUUUCUGUAUUCCCGGGGCAGGGGUCAUGGUGUGGAAUACAGCAGCCAGGGUGUUGACAAUGCUGUGGUGGGUUCUGUGCAUUCGCCCUGAUUCAGGCUGGAGGCCGACCUACCCACAGACCAGACGGCAUAGCUGUGAGCGCUGUGACUGCUUAGAAGUCUCAAUCCGUGCUCAUACGGUUAGGUCACUGAGAGUCUGUUUCAGACCCUCUCACUGAGUCAGGAUGUGUAUCUCACAGACGAAUAUACGUCCAAAGAAAGCAUUUCACCUCUAGCCUUUGGGUUGUAUCCUCCACUAUCCUCUGCAUCCUGACCUGAUGCCAAGAAGCCUGGGGGUUUGGGAAGGGUGGGAGCCCACCUGUAAGCCUCACUUCUAUGUUGGCUGACAUCUGGACCUGCUGUCUGUCCUGCACUGGGCAGGCAGGUGAGCAGAGCAGCAGAGCAGGCACUUGUGGGGAGCCGCCCGCCCGGUCCCCCUUGGAUCCUUCGCUCCAGCUGGACCAGGAGGAGGAUGCGGAGCCCCGGAUGGCUGGCGCUGUGAGGGGCUGGUCACUGGGUGCCAGCCUCGGCUGACUGGGAGUGCUGUGCUUUCAUCACAUGUGGGCGCCUCUACAUUUCUAUACUUUGGUGUUCAGAACUUGACUUUUUUUUUCAAAAUCUAAAAGAAAAAAAUAAUAAAAUUUUAAAAAAGAAAGAAAAG
Echinops telfairi (small Madagascar hedgehog) is the source of this 2011-nucleotide messenger RNA. It is a transcript of the gene MRPL45, whose product is annotated as mitochondrial ribosomal protein L45. The record is from RefSeq and is a predicted model, not a curated record. Bases 25 to 921 code for a protein of 298 amino acids. Gene Ontology annotation, cellular component: mitochondrion. Lineage: Eukaryota; Metazoa; Chordata; Mammalia; Afrosoricida; Tenrecidae. The transcript has 8 exons.